AUGACCUGUCACAAAACUUUCCUUUUAAUCUCUAUGAUGCUUGCGGUCUCAGUGGUCAAUGGAGUUGACUUCUCUGUUGUCGACAACACCGGUGAUUCCGCUGGCGGAAGGAGAUUUCGAGAAGAGGUUGGUGGUGUAAGCUACGCCACGCAGUCACUGAGGGCCGCGACAGACUUCACGUGGCGUUUGUUCCAUCAAACCUGGUCAACAUAUCUCCACAAAACCAACAAUCCUUCAGACAGAAGGUCCACUCCAAAGAUCUCAAUGGUCAUGGAGAAUGGAAAUGGUGUGGCGUACAGCUCGCAAGACGAGAUACACUUUAACGUGGGGCAUCUUGCGGGUGUUGCGGGAGAUGUAAGAAGGGAGUUUACCGGCGUGGUUUAUCACGAGGUGGUACAUUCUUGGCAGUGGAAUGGUGCGGGCCAGGCUCCAAGUGGGCUCGUUGAAGGGAUUGCAGAAUUCGUGAGGCUGAAGGCGGGUUACGCCCCGGGUUACUGGGUCGGGCCAGGUCGUGGUAAUAGGUGGGACGAGUGUUAUGAGGUCACAAUGAGGUUUUUGGAUUACUGUAACGAUUUGAGGAAUGGGUUGGUUGCGGAGCUGAACAAGAUGAUGUGGAGUGGCUACAGUAAUGGCUUCUUCGUCGAUUUACUUGGUAAAGACGUGAAUCAACUCUGGAGGGAGUACGAGGCCAAGUAUGGUCAAUGA
Molecule: messenger RNA, 705 nt
Organism: Eutrema salsugineum
Lineage: Eukaryota; Viridiplantae; Streptophyta; Magnoliopsida; Brassicales; Brassicaceae
Exons: 2
Coding region: 1-705 (234 amino acids)
Source: RefSeq, a predicted model, not a curated record